Molecule: messenger RNA, 2050 nt
Organism: Larimichthys crocea (large yellow croaker)
Lineage: Eukaryota; Metazoa; Chordata; Actinopteri; Sciaenidae
Gene: tbx20
Product: T-box transcription factor 20
Biological process (GO): regulation of transcription by RNA polymerase II; cell fate specification; positive regulation of DNA-templated transcription
Cellular component (GO): nucleus; chromatin
Molecular function (GO): DNA-binding transcription factor activity, RNA polymerase II-specific; RNA polymerase II cis-regulatory region sequence-specific DNA binding
Source: RefSeq, a predicted model, not a curated record
GAGGCGGAGGCAGUGAUUGGAGGGCAGGCUGGAAUUAUAAGGGGAGGGAGAAUCGGACCGAAGCUUCCCCGAAAGAGCAGCCUCAGCCUCGGAUCAGUGGAGCCAGCUCGUUCAACAUGCAUCCAGCAGCAGGACGCACAGCUCGGCAGUGAGUGUCUGAUCCGGGGACGGUGUGCGGAACUCAGGCGGAGUUCAGCUUCUCUGGAGGAUUUUUUAUUUUUUAUUUGAUUAAGAGGAAUAUUUUUUAUUUUUUUUUGCACCGACAUGGAGUACACAUCAUCCCCGAAACCGCAGCUCUCAUCCCGGGCAAAUGCUUUCUCCAUAGCCGCCCUGAUGUCCAGUGGGAAGUCCAGCAAGGACAAAGAGGCGGAGGAGAACACCAUCAAGCCUCUCGAGCAGUUCGUGGAGAAGUCCUCCUGUAACCAGCAGCAGUCUCAGUCUCUGGCGGACCUGUCCUCCCUGGACGGGCACGGGGACUUCAGCGGGAGCGCGCCCGCGGUGUGCACGGAGCCCCUCAUCCCCACCAAUCCCGGCGUGCCUAGCGAGGAGAUGGCGAAGAUCUCGUGCAGCUUGGAGACCAAAGAGCUGUGGGACAAAUUCCACGAGCUCGGCACCGAGAUGAUCAUCACCAAGUCCGGACGGAGGAUGUUUCCCACCAUCCGGGUCUCUUUCUCCGGAGUGGACCAGGACUCCAAGUACAUCGUGCUGAUGGACAUCGUCCCGGUGGAUAACAAGCGGUACCGGUACGCCUAUCACCGCUCCUCGUGGCUGGUGGCCGGCAAGGCGGACCCUCCUCUGCCCGCCAGGUUGUACGUCCACCCGGACUCGCCGUUCACCGGAGAGCAGCUCGUGAAGCAGAUGGUCUCCUUCGAGAAGGUCAAGCUGACCAACAACGAGCUGGACCAGCACGGACACAUUGUUUUACAUUCCAUGCACAAGUACCAGCCCCGGGUCCACAUCAUCAAGAAGAGGAACCACACGGCCUCGCUGCUCAACCUCAAGUCCGAGAGCCGCACCUUCGUGUUCGUGGAGACCGUCUUCACCGCCGUCACGGCCUAUCAGAACCAGCUGAUCACCAAACUGAAGAUCGACAGCAACCCGUUCGCCAAAGGUUUCCGGGACUCGUCGCGGCUCACCGACAUGGAGAGGGAAAGUGUCGAGAAUCUGAUCCACAAGCACUCGUACGCCCGGUCGCCCAUCCGGACCUACGCCGGUGACGAGGAGAACCUGAGCGAGGACGGACACUCUGCGCACGCCCGGGGCUCGGCCUUCACCGCCUCCGACAACCUCUCCCUGAGCUCCUGGGUCACCACCACUUCGGGCUUCUCGGGCUUCCAGCACCCGCAGUCCCUGUCGGCCAUGGGCACCAGCACGGCCUCCCUGCCUCACCCCAUCCAGGGCUCCCUGCCCCCCUACAGCCGGCUGGGCAUGCCGCUGACGCCCGGCGCUCUGGCUGGAACCAUGCAGGGCAGCGGGCCGUCCUUCCCGUCCUUCCACAUGCCGCGCUACCACCAUUACUUCCAGCAGGGGCCUUACGCCGCCAUCCAGGGACUGCGCCACUCCUCCACGGUCAUGACGCCCUUUGUAUGACUCCGUCCCGAUGGAGGAGGCGGAAGCCGGUCCUCGCUCUGACAUCCUCAUCCUCAGUCCAGUGCAACCUGCUACUCCUCCACUGCGGCUCAUCACUCCUCAUCCUGUUUGUCUGUCUCCGGCCUGGUCUUUGUAAAUAGUUCACCUGCAGUGAGGUGGAGGAUGAUCAGAGUCAGCAGGUCCUGCGGUUUCUACGAACACUUUACUGACAUUGUACAAACACUUCGAACCUCAACGCGAACUAUAAACCCGAAAGAAAGACGAGAAGAAGGAGCAUGCUCGGUCUUGGAUCCUCGACCCUCGAGGUGUAGCGGUCCGUCCUGACUCCGGGGUCUCCGCCCGAGUCUGUGAACGUUUCAUCCAUCUCAGCUUUCCUCUGUUUUCUAAAGGCAGCCAUGUGUACAGCUCAGUGUUAAAGUUCAUUGUACAAAAGGAAACAUUUACUCACUGUAGAGUGCAA